AUGGUUCCAGCUAUGGAAAAUCUGAAUAUAUCAUUCGACAGAGCUCAUCGAGUUGUACUUGGAACACCAAUGGAACCUUUGGAACAUGCUCCUGGGCGAAUCUUGGCAGCUUGUUUAGGUCGUUUAUGUAUUCAUACACAAAAAGCUUUGACAUUAAAUACUAUGAUUAAACCAUUAUUAGAAAUAUUAAAAGUAUUACAACAACAUCAAGAUGCUACUGUUAAACAUGCUGGCAUUUAUGCAUAUGCACGUUCUCUUUUUUCAAUUGAUGAAACAUAUUAUGAUGAUUUAAUAAUUCAUUUUAUUGAAUUGAAAUGCUUGUUAGAUUAUAUUAUUAUUCAAGAUACAAACACUGAAGUUCAAAAAUUAGCAAGAUCAGUUAGACAAAUUUAA
This is a messenger RNA of Rotaria sp. Silwood1, 393 nucleotides long. The record is from the annotation of a GenBank genome assembly. NCBI's taxonomy places the organism in Eukaryota, Metazoa, Rotifera, Eurotatoria, Philodinida, Philodinidae.